AUAAUUAAACCCAGUAAGCAUACAGUCAGUUCUAUAACACAGACCUAACAAUACCAAAAUGAGUUUUAAAAACAAAGUAGUGUUGAUCACUGGCGGGAGUUCUGGUAUCGGAGCUGCAACUGCAGAGCUGUUUGCUAAAGAAGGAGCUGACGUCGCUAUAGUAGCAAGAAACGAAGUGAAACUGAAGAAUACAGCUGCGAAGUGUGAGAAACUUGGAGCUAAAGUACUCAUCAUCAAAGCAGACGUCGCGGUCGACAGUGAUUUGAAAACAAUUGUCAAGAAAACUGUCGAAAGAUUCAAUAAACUCGACGUACUUGUCAACAACGCUGGUAUACUGACUGAAGCUACUGUCGCAGACGAGAAUCUUAUAGAAGUCUUUGACAGAACAAUUAACACAAACCUUCGCUCCACUGUCUACUUAACAAACUUGGCUGUUCCGUACCUGAUCAAGACUAAAGGUAACGUGAUCAACAUAUCCAGCAUUCUGGGAACUUCGACUCUCGGGAAUCCUAAAUAUUUAUCGUACUGUGUCUCCAAGGCUGGUAUGGAUCACUUCACUCGAUCUGCCGCAUUACAACUGACUUCAUCAGGUGUGAGGGUUAAUACUGUCAGUCCAGGAGCCACUAGGACCGACGUGUUAUCAAACGCCGGAAUCCAAGCAGAUUGGGACGAAACUGCUAAAAAUAUUAGGGCGGGAAGAAUAUCAGAACCCGAAGAAAUCGGAGACCUAAUUGUAUUCCUGGCAAGUGACAAGGCCAGAAGUAUAACUGGAUCUAACUACUACAUCGACAAUGGUGCUCUACUGAAGAAUUAAGCAAACGAUGCUUAAAUGCAUUGGUUCAAUGUACUUGACAUUACUUAAAAUAGUUUUAAAAUGUAAUUACGUGUUAUCCUUCAAAUGUUUUUUUUGUAAUAAAUAUCAUAUAUUGGAAAA
This is a messenger RNA of Trichoplusia ni (cabbage looper), 934 nucleotides long. RefSeq names its product 3-oxoacyl-[acyl-carrier-protein] reductase FabG-like. Lineage: Eukaryota; Metazoa; Arthropoda; Insecta; Lepidoptera; Noctuidae. The record is from RefSeq and is a predicted model, not a curated record. The transcript has a single exon. Gene Ontology annotation, molecular function: oxidoreductase activity. The coding region runs from base 59 to 814 and encodes 251 amino acids.